UUAAGUCACCCAUUAUUUACGAGUGUGAAGCAAAGUAUUGAGAAAAUGCACAUAUGUUCAUGUCUUAAACUGUGGUAAACAUGUGCAAAGUGUUGUUGAGACAGAGGAAUAACGGCGUGAACAAGAAUCGUACAAGUCCGAUAGACAAAUACUAACCCUAAUGGCACACAAGGUGAAACUGAGAUUAUUACUUACGGGUUACUUGACUACUGAAUGAGUUGAGUGGAAGUUCACAAUCACUAAAACAUUUUCUGUUCUUCAAAGCAAAGUUUGAAGUGUUACAUGAAGCAUUUCUAGCAUACGGCUUGACCUUAUAUAAUGCUUCGCCGCAGUGACGAUUCGAGUUCUUGAAAUGAUAUAGGUCCAUAGAUCAUUUCCUGAAGUGCCAGCUCAUCAAGUUCCAUGACAUACUGGCAUACUCAUGGCCCCCAAAAAGAAACCAGGGCAACAGUCCUCUAAAAAGAAGUCAUCACCUAAGAAGCCUGGAGUUAUCUCUCCGCGGCAUUCUCCAAGAUCCCCGCAGAUUAGAAGAAAGUUGCCCAAAAGGUCCCUCCCUUUUGCAUCACCUAAGCCAACAGUACCAACCAAAAAAAAGAGUCCAGAUGUGGAGAAAACACCAGCAAGGAAUGUUAAAAGACAGUCAAGUGGUGGCACAAGCCAGGAUUCUAGUUCAACACCAACCACGCCAAGGUCAGCUGGGAGAUAUGAGCUGAGAAAUGUAACACCCACCAAUUAUUCAGCCGUAAGAAGGCGUACAUCAAUGUUUACGCCAGGGAGGGCAACUUUGAAAACUCCUUCCAGAACACCUUUUAGAACCCCCAAAAUAAAAUCAUUUGGUGUAAAACCUCCACCUGAUAUUGCUCGAGCUUCUAGAUUACAUAAACAAGAUGUUAUAUUAUGGAAGGAUCAGUUAAAAUUGCUCAUCAACAGGCAGCUCAGUAUAUGCAAUCUGAGCAGUGUACAUAAUUUUAGAUAUAAUUUCAAGAAUCUGCGGAAGCAGUAUGAGGGUACUCUUAAAAGGAUGAUCGAGGAUGUGUUUGCCUCUUCAAUGCUUACUGUAACCCUUAGUACCACUUCUUUCUUUUCACUUGUACCUAAUGUUGUUGAUGCCAUAUAUAUUCAAGUUAAUUCACUGGUACCUGGAAACACUGUUGAGGAGGAUAAAAUGAUGAUUGUGUAUAGUUGCUGGCUUUUCAAGACGUCGCACACACAGAGUAAAAAUAUUCCUGGUGUUGAAUGGUUUCCUGUUAUGCUUUACACUGGUAGAAAUUUAAUUCAUAAUGUUGUAGUUGACUGGUUGCAAGGCUCUUUUGACUGCUAUGUCACCAGGAGACAGCUUAGACAAACUGAUAUGAUGUGGAUAGCAGGGGUAUGGAGUGGAAGAAAGUGUUUCACAAAUGCUCACCAAAGUGGGGAAGGGAAUUCAAUAGAUUUUAUCUAUCAUGUAAGGCACCCUGAUGGCACAAGUAACUACCCAGUACCUAAUUCAAGAAGCAGAUUGAAGGUGGUUAUGAAACUGAACAUGGAGGAUGUUCAUCAUAUAUGGGAUGCUAUUGUUGACAGCAGUCGUGGUGAAAUGAGUGUUGAAGAAUUACAGCUAUUCUUUAAUACAAUAGGUGAUUGUGCACAACAGUUGACAUUCCUUCCAGCUGAGCUUCUUCAGCUGCAGCAACUUAGUACCCCUUGUUUAAGUAUCACUUCUGCUGGUAAGGUUAAACUGACUUGUGUGAGAAGUGCAUCAAUUGUGGUAAAUCACCUGAUAGACAUAUUUAUCCAGACUAUGAACUGCACUGCUCUUGAGGAUUGUUUAAUAAAAGCAGAUGAAGAAGAUGAAAAUGAGACAAGUGUGUUUUUGACAGAUGAUGAAGACAAGGAAGAAGCUAGUGUGAAAGAUGUGUAAAUAGAAAGCUUAGUUUAAGUUUCUUAACUGUCAUUAUUUGUUUUAUUUCUAUGUGUACAUAACAUAAUCUCUUCCAUCUGCUGUUGAAGACAUAUUAAAUAGGCUUUUAGAUAAUGUUUAAAUAGGACUGCCUAUUAAAUAGGGUUGCUAUUUUAUGAAGAAUUUGCCGUACUUUAAUUUUCACAGAUAAACACAUGUGAAAGUGCUAAACUUAUUAUGCAACUGAUUCAAUUGUUGUAAAAUGGUUGAAAAUUAUUAAGGACUCUCUUAACAUUUGCAGUUCAUGUGAAGCAUGUUUGUUAUCCACUUGUCUGUAUGAUUGAAUGAGGUAUCUGUUUGUUCAAGUUAUAUUCUUAAUGUCUAGGAUUAACUUAGGUAGUUUUUGUGACCAAUAGGCUUGUGUAGCUUGUUGAUAUGUGCAACAGAAUCUCCUGACAAUUUGAAAUGGAUGUGAAUAAUGAACUUAAAUGAACUCAUAUGGUAAGUACUGUUACAAAAGCAUAUUGCAUCAGAAGUCAUCUUACUUUUUCUUGGAUCUUAACUUGAUGCCUCUGUAAUCCAAGUGGGUAUGUUUUUAGCAAUGUCACGAAUAUUUUGAUUUAAAGCUUUUCCCAUAUAUGUUAAUCAUAUUGUAAUAGUUGGUAAUUGAUAUGGUUAAAAGCUAUUGUCCUUUUUUUUCUUAUUCUUUUCUUUUUUUCUUAAUAAGCUCAUGCAUUCAAGUUUGCAUUUUAUUUUUCUAAUGAUGAAGUAGAAUGUACAGAGUGAAUUUGAUCUGUAUAGAUCUCAACUAGCUACUAAAGAUAUGCUGUUCAGAGUCAGUUGGAUUUCAUGGGAAGGUUCAUGUAGCCUCCGUUGCUUUGCUUUUAUGUAGCACAUUAUUUGAUAAUUUCCUUCAGAAUUUUUUUUGUUGUCUUGUAUACACUUCACUUAAGGAUCAAAUUACAGGGAAAAAGAUUGUUGAUUAACAUGGUCCAAUCUCCUUUUUGCAUAUGAUAAUUUGCUUACUAAGUUUAAAGUUACCCAUUUUAAAAGCAUAGGCCAACUAAAGUAGAAAAGUUAUAAAGGAGUAUGAGUAACUUCCUAGAGCUAAAGAUUAAUUGAAUUUGAUGUAUCUUCAUCAAUAUUAUGUGUAAUUUUGAUGAAGAUAUGGCAUGAAAAUGUAUUACUUACAUCUCAUGUUUUUACUUUAUUUUCUCUCUCUCUCUCUCUCUCUCUCUCUCUCUCUCUCUCUCUCUCUCUCUCUCUCUCUCUCUCUCUCUCUCUCUCUCUCUCUCUCUCUCUCUCUCUCUCUCAUUUAUCUACCAGUUGGCAUAGAAGUUAGAUGAUCAGCAAUUUUUCUUUAUAUUUAUUUGUAAUUAUUAUUAACAUAAGCCUUGUAUCUUUUAUAUUGUGCUACAUAUGCUUGGCAUUGCUUAGAAAAUAUAUCACUUAUGUGUCUUUGGUUAGAAAUGAAAAUUACAGAAUGUUUUUUUUUUUUUAUCAUAUCAGUCCUAAAACAAAUUAGUAAUGUUGUAGAAUCAAACCAUACACUUGUUUCCAAAUCUUUGAUUGCAUAUCCUUGGAAGACUGGUUAGACCUUGUUGUUAAUGAACCAGGUUUAUUAUUUAUCUCAGCUGUUUUUCAUGACUGUGUUAUUGUUUUGCAAGGAUAGUAUAGAUAAUUUUUUUAAGCACAUUUUCUUCUGUAAUGUUUGAUUUUGAAGUGCCUGUGUUUACAGAGCUGUGUUCCUUUAGGAUUCAGAAACUUUUAUAUACCUUAAUUUUACAAAUAUGUACAGUUUUGGAGGCUUUAAGUUUUUAUAAGGAUAAAUAGUUUUGUAAGAUAAGUUAUGAUUUGUUUUAUGAUUAUUAUCAUCAUCCUCACUUGCAUCAUCAUUAUCACUAUCAUCAUCUUCAUUAUCAUCCACAUCAUCGCUAUUUUCUAAGAUUGAACUGCAUUUUUUAUUUUGUUCUUAUACUUGUCUCUAGAAUCUAGAACUCUAGAAUGCUCAUGAAUAAUAAAGAUUUCUGACAAUCCA
Messenger RNA from Penaeus chinensis, 3917 nucleotides. Its product is annotated as centromere protein L-like. The transcript is spliced from 11 exons. NCBI's taxonomy places the organism in Eukaryota, Metazoa, Arthropoda, Malacostraca, Decapoda, Penaeidae. The record is from RefSeq and is a predicted model, not a curated record. The coding region runs from base 422 to 1900 and encodes 492 amino acids.